This is a messenger RNA of Porites lobata, 4479 nucleotides long. The record is from the annotation of a GenBank genome assembly. NCBI's taxonomy places the organism in Eukaryota, Metazoa, Cnidaria, Anthozoa, Scleractinia, Poritidae.
AUGCAUUCUAUUUACUAUAUUGCAGACAUAAACGAGUGUGAGACAAGAAGGCAUCACUGCAGCUCCAAUGCUUUCUGUAACAACACUAAAGGCUCUUACAUUUGUACAUGCAAACCAGGAUAUACCGGAAACGGCGUUAACUGCACAGGUAAAAUAAGGGAGCGAAAAUCCUGAUACCAAUAACCAAAAUUUUGGUAAUCACGUGACCGUACACCCGUCCGUCCACACCACGGGAUGUAAAUUGAUUCCUGAGGAUGAAAUCAAUUAUAUUUAAUUGUAAAAAUGUCAUUUCACUGAGGACGUUUUUACAAUUAAAGUCGAUUGUUACAUUUAAGCCUUCUACGCAGGGGUCAUGUUGUCCAAUUUUUUCUUAGCCACUUCCUUUGCCCAUGCGAUCAAAGAAAAGGAUAAUCAUCAAAGAAAAUUAUUUUCUGUGAACGAAAGUUCGAUAAAACGAAAGAAUCAUUUCUGAGUUGAAUUAAAUUCAUUUAAAUAAAUCAAUACAUUCUUUUUACUGUUUGCAGACAUGAACGAGUGUGAGACGGGAAAGCAUCGCGGUGACUCGCGUGCUUUCUGUAACAACACUAAAGGCUUAUACAAUUGUACAUGCAAACCAGGAUAUUUUGGAAAUGGCUUUAACUGCACAGGUAACUAUCGUAGCAAUAACCCUGAUAGCAAAAACCUUAUUCUCAUAUGAAAAAACUUGGAAUGAACUCCCAGACAAUGUGGUUGGAGUAAUCAAUGAUGAAGGAUUCCACAGAGUCAUUUAAAUGCCGUGUUAAUCACCAUCCUCUAGCGUCCUGAUUUAUUUCUGUGUAUUCAUCAGGUUUUAUUAUACUGUGAUGGGGAAGGGGUUGCGAUCCAAGGAGGAGACGGACAAAACGUGGCUGGAGGUACAAGUCUCUCGGGCGAAAAAAGAUUGUCGGAAACUGCAUUACGAGCGUUUUCAAAAACCAUGGAUAUUUCUCAAAUUUGUUAACUUCAAAAUUGAUUUUUUGGCCAAGAGACUAACUACUAUAUGUUACUGUUUUUAAGAAGGACAAUGUCAAUGUCCCUAUUGAAAAAUGCAAAUUAGAAAGAAAGUCGUUAGUCAGUAUUAUUGACUAGGUUUGAUAUUUCAAUAGUGCAACAAGUUCAAGCCUUCUUGAAUGCUUCUUAUUAACAAACAGAUCAACGACUCCUUUCAGAUCAAGUCUGUUAGUUAGCCGGAUGUGCAUAUAACCAGCCAGAAAACAGCUGAUUUUUUAAUCUAACUUAUAGACAAAGGACUACAAUUUUUUUUUAUACUUUUAGAGGGCUAAAACACGUUUUGUGGAAAACGAGAUUUAGGCUUGUUGUCAACUGUUUCACAGUAUUUUAAAUUUUAUUACACAAUCAGUGAAUUAGCGAGGAAAGAACAAUACUAUAGAUUUUCACUUUGUUUUAUAUCGUUGAUAAACAAAGAAAAAGGACCUCUAUAAAGCCUGCAAGGAGAUAAGAAUAGGGUGAUACGAAUGGGUUGAUUCUUCAGGUCCAUACUUACUGUUUAAAGAAUAUUUUCUAUAUUCGACAACUAAUCUUUAGCUAGAUACGCAGUUUUUGUCACAGCUUUUUUGGGUUUUUCUUGGUGUUGCGAAACUAUAUCGUAGGUUGGCUCUAGCCUGAGUAUCAGGCCUUUGUCCUUAGUGGUGAGGGGAAAGGAGAUUUGAUAUUUCACACGAAUGAAUAGGAAUGAUAUCUGGGGAGGGGGAAGGCAAAAGGCAAUAAAGAAUCAUUAAAACGGUUACGCCACACUUGUCGAAAUUCAUUAUGUCAUGGCUAUUGUCACGUUAAUUUUUACGUAAUUUAAAAUAUUCUUCAUUAUUUUCAGAAUUUAUGAACUCGUCGAUUUUGAACAGCAGUGAUUGCUAUUUUCGUCAUUUGGGUAAUUUUCUGGAGAAUGCGGUUGGGGACAAUUCUCACUGGCUGCUGUGCUGGCGUGCUACAUUACAUGGCUGGAAUGUCAGUCAGUUUCACAGUCGCUGCGAUGGAAAAAACGACACUGUUACCAUCAUAAGGAAAGGCCAAUUCAUCUUUGGCGGAUAUACGGAUAUUCCUUGGGGUAAAAAAAUAAUAAUAAUUCCCUUAUUUUAUCAUCCUUUUUUACCGCAAUGUUACAGCUUUACAAUUCUGAUCUACUUACACUGUUUAUUGAGAAUUUAACCCUUCGUUUAUAAGGCUGAAACGUCACUCUGGGUCAGCUUUCAUCUUGUAAGGAGGGUGAGGUGUUUUAUUUGUCUUAAUGACUCUCUUCUGGGUCUUCACCCCCUUGAAACAUCAGGUCAUUGCUAAUAGCCCACGUUCGAUAAAUUCUAAAUUACCCCGAGGCUUUAGGGACAAAAUUGCAAAUUUUUCACGACUCCAUCCAGAGGAGACUUGAGCACAAAGAAUACUAAACAAAAUAUAGAGAAAUAUGAAAGCCUCAGACUCUUGUUAGAAUUUUGAUAUAUCGAACGUGGGCUAUUAUAUCAACAGUGGCGCUUCUAAUGGAGUACCCUCUUAUUUUUAAUCCAAACCGAAGUAAAAAAAAAACUAUUUUUUUUUUCUUGAGCUAGCCACGAUUAACUCAAGGUCUCGAUGAACCCCACGUACCUAUCCCCAGCAACGUUCGUUAAGGCUUCGAUCGGUCUGUGCUCACAAUAAGGUCUCCUUCAAGGAGAUUGAAGUCUAGCUCCCUUUCCUUGGCGCGUGAGUUGUGAAUGCGAUCUGACAGGCAUUGGAUUGCAAAAAAAAGCGGAUCGUGCCAAUUCAAAGGCAAAGAAGCUAAGUGUAGUGAUGCCGUAAAUGCAUCAAGCAGCUACUGAAUCCCGUUACAGUGUGUGUUAUGUGUCCUAAGAGAAUAUGCACAGCAAACCAUUUUUCAUACGGACAGUCAGUAAAGCCUGACCACGUGUCCUUGCUGUAUACAUUUCUGUAUUAGAGUGGUGAGGCAACAAGACAGUCGGUAAUAAAACGGGGUCCGCAUGUCCGUAUCAGUCCAUAUGUCCAGUGCCGAUCCAAUGGGAAGGUUCUAAUUUACACGUAAAACAGAAUCAGUUUAUUACUAUUCUGAGAAAUCUCUAUAGAGAGUAGAAAUCGUUAGGUCACGUUCACAUGGUAGCAAAAUUUCUGGAUGACAACAAUACGGAAAAUUCACUUAAAAAGUGUAUUCACACUGUUUCACACUUAAUCGAUCGUAUUCAUUUUCAUUUAAUUUGUCACAUUUUCUGGGGUUGAAUCCGAAGAGACCUUAUUUAAGUGUAGAAAAAGAAAAAGAAAAUUUUUGUGUUGUGUUUACCUACUCCUUAAAGCAGGCGUGUGAAAUUAGGAAGUUUCAUGUUGCGGUCGUUCAACAGCGACUGAGAAAUGUACAAAAAGCGUGAUAAUAUAAACUUAUUGCUUUUUAACUGUUCUCGUUGCUGUCGCCGUCGUCGUUGCUUAAACUCCCUAUUGUUGAGAUCCAGAAAUUUUGCUACCAUGGUAACGUGACGUCACACUUCUCCUCUCUAUUUAACAAUUAUUCCUCGAGCCCGAAUGGGCUCUGAGUCAAUAAACCCAGGACGCCUUCGGCCUCAUGGGCUAUUGACUCAGAGCCCAUUCGGGCUCGAGGAAUAAUUGUUUUAGUAAAAUCCAACUAGUUGGUCAAAAAUAUCGCGACAAAACAACUUUAGCUAGUUAAAGCUAGACUUUAAUCCUUUUUUGCCGCCAAAAAGCCCGACGCUUUUCGCUACUAGUGGGCUAUAACAUAUAGCCUAGUAGUAGCUCAACUAAUCAGAACGCAGCAUUGAUAACAGAGCACCAGUUGGAUUUUUACUAAUAGAUAAUAGUUUGUUAACCUCGGAAGUUAUCGCACCACUAAGAAAUUUAAUGGCCUUAAAAGUGCAAUGCUUGCUAAAACAACUUGAAGCCUUCAGUUUGUUGUUUUCCUGUUCAAUUGUUAGGGCUAUCGUCAAUUAACUUUACCUCAAUUGGAUUUACUCAAUAUAUUUUAUUCGUUUAAAUAGCUAGAAGGCAAAACCAAGUGAAUUCUGGUGGCUAUAGAAAAAUGACGCCAUUUUUGAUCGUGGAAAUGGGCUGUUAUAUUGUCUGACGAAAGAAAAAGAUACAUAUUGGUAAUAAAAUGAAUUCAAACUUUAAAUCCAUUUUUUUAUUGGUUUCUCAGAAUCCAGUGGCAACUGGAGCGCUACUUCCGAAGCGUUUAUUUUUUCGCUCAACAAUAAUGAAGGCUUGGCACCGUUUGUUAGCCAGGUGGAGAAAGGAUUCACAGAUUGGGCAAUUUACAGGAAUUCACAAUUUGGUCCAUAUUUUGGAAUUGACGUCAUAAUUAGAGAUAAUGCCGACAGUAACAGUUUGUCAGAAGCAGUCUUAGGCUAUUGCUACUCUGUUCCACCUGCAGUGCAGAAGAGGCACACAGUCCUGGCCGGGACUUGGCGCUUCUCACCUGAUGAGGUGGAGGUAUUUUAUCUUGACCCAUCCCGCUAA